This is a messenger RNA of Gavialis gangeticus (Gharial), 1761 nucleotides long. RefSeq names its product penta-EF-hand domain containing 1 (gene PEF1). The transcript has 5 exons. The coding region runs from base 60 to 914 and encodes 284 amino acids. The record is from RefSeq and is a predicted model, not a curated record. Gene Ontology annotation, biological process: COPII vesicle coat assembly. NCBI's taxonomy places the organism in Eukaryota, Metazoa, Chordata, Crocodylia, Gavialidae. Gene Ontology annotation, molecular function: calcium ion binding.
GUGGGUGGGGCGGCGGGGUCCAAUCGCGGCGAGGGGCGGGGCCGGCCGUGGCGAGCGCUAUGGCGACCUACCCUUACGGGCAGGGUUACCCUGGAUCAGCGGGGCAAGCCCCAGGUGCCCCACAGGGCAGUUACUAUGCUGGAGGUCAGUACGGAGGCGGGCUGCCUCCCGGUGGCUCCUAUGGCGGUCCGGCACCUGGCGGGCCCUAUGGACCGCCAACUGGUGGAGGGGCUUAUGGGCAUCCCACCCCUGGGGGGCCCCCGUCUGGGGCUCCUGGGACGCUUCAUGGAGGAGGUUCAGCACCUGGCGGGCCCUAUGGACAACCAUCUACCAACCCCUAUGAUGCCCCUCAGCCAGGACCGUACGGAGCAGGGGCUCCGGCAGGUAACAUCCCACCUGGUGUGGACCCAGAAGCCUUCUCCUGGUUUCAGACCGUGGAUGCUGAUCGCAGUGGUUACAUCUCCAUCAAAGAACUCAAGCAGGCCCUGGUCAACUCCAACUGGUCUGCAUUCAAUGAUGAGACCUGCCUGAUGAUGAUAAACAUGUUUGAUAAAACCAAGUCAGGCCGCAUCGACCUCGUUGGGUUCUCGGCACUGUGGCGCUUCAUCCAGCAGUGGAAGAACCUGUUCCAGCAGUAUGACAGGGACCACUCGGGCUCCAUCAACUUCAACGAGCUGCAACAAGCUCUGUCUCAGAUGGGAUACAGUCUGAGCCCCCAGUUCACUCAGCUGCUGCUGUCCCGCUAUUCCCAGCGGGCCCCCAACCCCACCAUCCAGCUGGAUCGCUUCAUCCAGGUCUGCAUCCAGCUCCAGAGCCUGACUGAAAGCUUUCGAGAGAAGGAUGCGGGGAUGUCUGGCAGUGCCCGUCUCAGCUACGAAGACUUCCUCACCAUGGUUGUCACCCGCAUGUUGUGACGCCUCGGAACGAUGCUCAGCCUGAUGGCGGUGGGGAUGGGAGGUUGGUCUUUGCAGCCUCCUUCCACGCUUGUCUACCUGAAAACAGGAAUUGCCAGGAAGGAUGGAUCAGCUGUGCUCUCUGCUGGGGUGCACCUGACCUCCCAUAACAAGGCUAAACCCACUCCCUUCCCAGCUCCCUACCCAACCUGAAGUGCCCGAGACCUCUUGAGCCACAGGGGAAGGUGGAACCCAGCCACAAACCCCUGGUGAAACCCCAGUUGUUGGCCACCUUGAUUUGUGUCUGAAACCCAGGAGCCAAUCACUCUUCCUCCUUGCCAUCAAUUCAGCCCGGUUCCACCAGCUUGCCGCCAUGGGGCGAGCGGUGGACGAGGGAGGCCAAACGUGAGAAAUCGCAGCCCACUGUAGCUCUGUACAGAACAAGCAUUCAUCCUUUUUUCUCUCCUCCCAAAUCAGGCAAGAUCGUGUUUCGGGUCACACUGCCCUUCCACCUGCGAAGGGUGCUGUCCUCAUCGACAUUCCUCCUGCCUCUCAAACACCUCUCCCCUACCUACAAUACAGCGUCUAACCAGACCAGUCCCCAUACUUGCUGCCUCCAGCUUGGGGCCCUGUUCUUUUGGGACGUUACGGGAAGUCUGGGUGCCAUCAAAUUGGGUUUCCCUUUGCAGUGCUCAGUCAGGCCCCUUGGCUUCAGUUACCAAAAAGAUACUUUGCUCCAUUUUAUUACCAGCAUAUAAUGUUUCCCAUUACUGUCUUUGUGUAUAAAGGCCAAAAUCAUGACCAGUUUCCAGCUUCGGUGGGUGGUUUAUAUUGAGAGCUCCACAAUAAAGUACUGUGUGCAUUGCAA